Penicillium arizonense is the source of this 1623-nucleotide messenger RNA. RefSeq lists its product as uncharacterized. Gene Ontology annotation, molecular function: peroxiredoxin activity; oxidoreductase activity, acting on the CH-OH group of donors, NAD or NADP as acceptor. Bases 1 to 1623 code for a protein of 540 amino acids. NCBI's taxonomy places the organism in Eukaryota, Fungi, Ascomycota, Eurotiomycetes, Eurotiales, Aspergillaceae. The transcript has 3 exons. The record is from RefSeq and is a predicted model, not a curated record.
AUGGACCCAAGUUUGUUCAGCUCAAAGGUGUAUCUAGUGACGGGAGGAAAUAGAGGCAUUGGGUUUGCAAUCACAAGCCAACUUCUCGACUAUGAUGCAUUUGUUUAUGUUGUCGACAUUGGACAGGAACCAUCACCUGCUCUACAAGCCAUCGCGAACGAACGUCUCUACUAUCAUUCUGGAGAUGUUCGUGAUCGCAUAGAAUGUCAGGCCCUCCUACAAAAGAUUGUUGGCACACAUUCGCGACUAGAUGGGCUUGUGAACAAUGCUGCUAUCUGUCCUCUGGAAGGUGCAUCCCCAGAUGACUCUAUGUUUGAUGAGGUAAUUGACGUCAAUCUAAACGGUGUUUGGAACUACGGAACUGCUGCGAUUCACCAAAUGAAGACCCAAUCUUCGGGCGGCAGCAUAGUCAAUAUUGGCAGCACCUCUUCCUUAGUUGGGGUGGGCCGCCUACCAGCUUAUACGGCCUCAAAGCACGCAGUCCUAGGCCUCACUCGAUCAUGGGCGAUUGAAUUUGCAGGACAAGGUAUCAGGGUCAAUUGCGUGGCUCCUGGAGGGACCGACACCGCAAUGGCCAGAACUCCAUUGAGGACGGUAAUGGGUCCACGAUUUGGCAUGGAAAAGUCGGAGGAUGAACUCCUGGAGAUGGUUGCCAAGUCUAUUCCAGUUGGACGUAUCGGAAAGCCAGAGGAGAUCGCCAAUACUGUGUGUUUCUUAUUGAGCGAGCUUGCCAGUUAUGUCACUGGCCAGAUAGUCCAUACUGCCGGUGGUGUACAGCCUCUACCUUACAACUGUGGAGUGAUUGCGACAAUCAUUCCUGUCUCCACUGCAAUGGCCGACUCAACUUUACAAGGUGAUUCCCAUUACAACAUCCAGAACCGCUUUCUGAGUACUCGAGGCAUGUGGAAUGAAGACUGGGCAGCUCUUCUGCAACAAAGUCCACGUUACUUCGAAUAUUACCUCAACCUCCGUGAAGCUGCCGGCCUGCGCAGGAACAGACUACCUCCCAAGAUUCAGGAGUUUAUAUGCAUUGCCGUGGCCACUUGUACCACACACAUUCAUGGUCCCGCAAUCCGAUGCCAUAUCCACGCAGCCAGAGCCAUUGGUGCAACAGCAGACGAGAUCAUGGAUGUAAUUGGUCUCACACAGUUGGUUGGGAUUCAUACAGUCACCCUGGGUGCCCCGAUACUUCAAGAGCUGAUUGAAGAAGAAGGGAUCACGAUCAAGCCAGAAGGUGUUGAUUCUGACGAGCUGGACCGAGAGCGCCAGCGAAUAAAGAAUGAUUUCAUUGGUGCCCGUGGAUUCUGGACAGAUACUUGGAAUCCUUUCCUCGACUUGGAUCCAGUUUUCUUUGAAGCCUACUCCAGGUUCUCGGCAAAUGCCUCUAGCUGCCAAAGGUUGGAGCCUAAGCACCGCGAGCUAAUUGUCUGUGCAUUCGACGUGGCCACCACCCACCUGUACGGGCGUGGUACCAAAAUCCACAUGCGCAAUGCCCUACGCUUGGGUGCUACGCCGGACGAGAUAAUGGAGAUGUUAGAGAUCACCAGUCUUAUGGGAAUUGACGGGGUAACAGCAGGUGCACGUUUGCUGGUAGAACAACUGGAGCAUGAGAAACGAGCCUAG